Molecule: messenger RNA, 2136 nt
Organism: Impatiens glandulifera
Lineage: Eukaryota; Viridiplantae; Streptophyta; Magnoliopsida; Ericales; Balsaminaceae
Product: ABC transporter F family member 4-like
Exons: 3
Coding region: 328-1875 (515 amino acids)
Source: RefSeq, a predicted model, not a curated record
GUGGAACAGAAGCGACCGACCGACUGACUUCUUGUAGAUGCCGUCCUCAAACAAACAUACACUGAUCUCUCCUUUCUCACUGAACUUCCUUCUUCUUUCUUUGUAAUCAACCUCCGCAGGUCAGAACACAAUCUUACGAGUCUCGAUCUCCCCCUUCUACAAGCAGGAGCACCAGAUUCGAUCUUUUGCGGUGCUUACUUUCCUGCUCUCUCUAGAAAGCUUCACGUUAUACCGGUUGGGAAUUAUAUCACUUCACUUGGAGGAUAUCAUUAUACAAGGGGGGUUGGUUGGUUGGUUGGUCGGUUGGUCAUAAGGAAGGAUUCCAGCAUGUACAAGCAGUCCUCGGGUCGAAACAACAGGCCGAAAGGCUUCAAGAUCAAGCACGCUAUUCAACUGUUUGUGCUUGUAGCCAUCUGCAUUUGGUUAAUUUAUCAAGUCAAGCAUUCCCAUGAUAAGAAAAGGGAAUUUGACGAGAAAAACAUAAAGACCGCCACCUCCUCCCUUUCAAAUGGUGCUGGUGAUGAAGUUAUAAAAUUCGGGAGAAAGGAUGUUCAAGAUCGGUUUGAGGAAACGACCCUUGUGACGGAUGGGAAGGUUGAAGAAGCUCAAGGACACGAGGAAGAUAACACAAACAAAGAGAAUGAGCAAGAAGAAGAAGAAGAAGAAGAAGACAUCAAGCAUGGAGAAAAAGAAGAUGAAGGCAGAGGGGGUGGAGAUGAUGAGAUAGAUGAUAGUGAUCAACAUAAAUUUGAUAUGGAGCUCGAGCAUGAAGAAAAUUUGAUCGAUGAGAAGGAUGCUGAAGGUAAAGAUACAGAGGACAGGGAGGAUUCCGAGGAGGAGGAAGGUGAAAGAAGAUCAGAAGAGAGGGAGAAUUCCGAGGAGGAGGGGGAGGAAGGUAAAAGAAGAUCGGAGGAGAAAGAGAAUUCCGGGGAGGAAGAAGGUGAAAGAAGAUCGGAGGAGAAAGAGAAUUCCGGGGAGGGAGAAGGUGAAAAAAGACCAGAAGAGAGAGUGAAUUCCGAUGAGGAGGAGGAGGAAGAACGUGAAAAGAGAUCAGAGAGAGAGGAGGAGGACCACGACCACGAGGCACGAGAAGAACACUACAAAGCUGACGAUGCUUCAAGUGCAGUGGCUCAUGAAACUGAAAGGGAGAGCUCAGAGAAAUUGAGUGAGCAGUCUCGAACAGAAGAGGAGGAAAGUGCCAAUAAUGUCAAGGAGGAGGAGGAGGAGGAGGAUGUCAAUGCCAGGGGGCAGAAUUCUGCACAAGGAAAUCAAACUGCAAUGGGAAAUGACAUUCCUCAAAAUGAUGUAACCACCAAUGGAAGCAUAAUUAGUAAUUUAAAUUUGACCAUGAAAAUGGAUGAGAAGGACAGUGAACUCGUCAAUGAUCCAAUUGAGAUGGGUAAAGAAAAUACUGGCGCUCUCUUAAAUCAAAUUCAAGAGGAUUUGCAACAGAAGUCUGAUCCGAAGGCAACCCAGCUAGAAGAAGAAGAAGAAAAAACACAAGAAGAGAUCACAGAGACUAAUUCCCAGAACAAUAUUGUGCAUGAAAGCUUGUCUAAGUUGAAUACAACUACCGAAGGAGAAGGAGGAGACAAGGAAUUAUUAGAUCAUUCCAAUAUGGGGGGCACAAAAGCAGUAGAAGGAGAGGCGGUUGGGGAGGAAACAUUAAACAACUCAGGGUCGUCGAAGGAGGAGGAGGAGGAGUCGGAGUCGGGCAAAGAGAUGGAUCCCAAGUCAGAAGAGUCUUCUGUAAGUGACCCAAUUGAUUCUUCGGAUUCUUCUUCUUCUUCUUCUUCAUCUCAUCUAGAGUCUUCAUCUGUGGAUACCACCACAACCGAAGGAAACAAUAAACACCAAGAUGCUGCCAUCAUGUAAUGAUGAUUUUGGUCUGUUUGUUUUGUUAAAUCGCACAUUUCCAAGGUUGGUUCCUAUUUGUUGUAUGUUGAUUCCUAUUUUGUAUGAGGUAUUGAAAAGCAAAACAUCGCUCUACGAGUGAUGGAAAAAGGAAAAAAUAAUUGUCUAGGCAUGUAUGUUUUUAAGAAAUAGUUCUAAGCUAGACUAGUAGUGUAGUUACUUAUUUUGUGCAUGCUUCCACUUCCCAAAAUUGUAAUGAAAAAAUGUAUAAUUCCGGCUAUU